AGGGCGGCGCUGCACCGGUCCUCCGGGCUGAGGGCAACAUGGCGGCGCAGUGGCGGCGCUGCUGGAGGGGGCAUGGGGCAGUUACAGGGGUAAUAGACGCUGUUUGUGGGGUGACUGCGGGCGCGAGAGGACCCGGGGCUGGGUGUUUAACUAAAGAGGUGCUGCUUCCUGUCAGAAACACACAUAACUCCAUCAGGCCCAGCACUUUUACACGGUUCAGAAGUGGUUUUCUUCACCCCGCCGCCCGGAGCUGCUGUUGUAGGAUUCACAGCGACGCAAAGUUAAAAGAUCCCUUUUCACUGGCGCAGGAGGAUCUGAAAAAUCUGUACGAGGAUAUAAAAAAGCAGCUACUCGUGUCCAAAGCGGAGCUGAAAGCACUGUGUGAUUAUUACUUUGACGGGAAGGGAAAAGCUUUUCGGCCCAUGAUCGUGGUGUUAAUGGCUCGAGCCUGCAACAUUCACAGCAACAGAGACGGGGGUCUGCUCCCGGCCCAGCGCUCCAUCGCCAUGAUCUCUGAGAUGAUCCACACGGCCAGCUUGGUGCACGAUGAUGUCAUCGACGGUGCGGAUAUGAGACGAGGAAAAAACACUAUUAAUGAAGUGUGGGGGGAGAGAAAGGCCAUCCUGGCUGGAGAUUUCAUUCUCUCUGCAGCGUCCAUGGCACUCGCACGCAUCGGGAACACCACCGUCGUGUCUGUGCUCUCUCAAGUCAUAGAGGAUCUGGUAAGAGGUGAAUUCAUGCAGCUGGGAUCCAAAGAAAACGAGAACGAGCGAUUCAAACACUACCUCGAGAAAACGUUUAAGAAGACGGCGAGUCUGAUAGCGAACAGCUGUAAAGCAGUUUCCAUUCUGGUGAACUCUGACCCCGAGGUGCACGAGAUCGCCUAUCAGUACGGCCGAAACGUGGGCAUCGCCUUCCAGCUGGUGGAUGAUGUGCUGGACUUCACCUCGUGCGCUAAUCAGCUGGGGAAGCCGUCAGCCGCAGACCUCCGGCUGGGUUUGGCCACCGGACCUGUACUGUUCGCCUGCCAACAGUUUCCGGAGCUCCACUCUAUGAUUAUGAGACGUUUUGGUUCAGAUGGAGAUGUCGAUCGGGCCUGGAGAUACGUCCUGGAGAGUGAUGGCGUGGAGCAGACGAGCUUCCUCGCCCAGCGUUACUGCCACGAGGCCACGCGUCAGAUCAGCCGUCUGCAGCCGUCCCCCGAGCGAGACGCUCUAAUCCGCCUCACCGAGCUCGUCCUUAACCGGGACAAAUGAACCCGGAACCUCCAGAGCUUCACUUCAGGCAGCUACACACUCAGAUAACACACACACUUACAGCAGGGCGUCUCGUCUCGUCUCGUCUCGUCUCACUCCUCUCAGACACCCACAGCACUGCUCUGUUGAAUGUUAAAGCUCGUGUACUUCGUGGCUGUCUGGGACUGGAAUAGACACCUGCACCUUAAAAGCUCACCCAAGCAUGCUAACUAAAAAGAGAUUAGCAUUACGGAGAUAAACAUGUUCACCGGUUCAUGCUAGCCUUCAUGCAGUGUUUAGCAUUUUUGGGUGAAGAAUAUAUUCCUUUUGAGGAGGUUUUCAAAAAGAGAGAAAUAAUAUUUACAUUGUCACUGUACUGUAUGUGUCCUCUUCUGCAGAAGCAGGGCAUUAUGGGAUAGGAGGACGUCAGGAGGCUUUACCGUUAACUUACGUGACUGAAAGCGAAUCUUACAGACGCCUCUGGAAAGUCCGUCCAUCCCACAAAGGCCAAAUCAUGACGUGUGUAACCGGUCGAUGUAUGAUGCUGUUAUUUAUGAAAUUUUACAUCACGAUCUUUAAUAACAGACAAGGCCUUAAAUCCACGACGACUCUGUGAUAUUAAACAAGAUAUUUUUUAAGUUAAA
Messenger RNA from Pangasianodon hypophthalmus (striped catfish), 1879 nucleotides. RefSeq names its product prenyl (decaprenyl) diphosphate synthase, subunit 1 (gene pdss1). The record is from RefSeq and is a predicted model, not a curated record. The transcript has 11 exons. Gene Ontology annotation, biological process: ubiquinone biosynthetic process; isoprenoid biosynthetic process. Lineage: Eukaryota; Metazoa; Chordata; Actinopteri; Siluriformes; Pangasiidae. The coding region runs from base 39 to 1256 and encodes 405 amino acids. Gene Ontology annotation, cellular component: mitochondrion; transferase complex. Gene Ontology annotation, molecular function: prenyltransferase activity.